Myxocyprinus asiaticus (Chinese sucker) is the source of this 745-nucleotide messenger RNA. RefSeq names its product guanine nucleotide-binding protein G(T) subunit gamma-T1-like. Gene Ontology annotation, cellular component: heterotrimeric G-protein complex. Bases 73 to 294 code for a protein of 73 amino acids. The transcript is spliced from 3 exons. Gene Ontology annotation, molecular function: G-protein beta-subunit binding. Gene Ontology annotation, biological process: G protein-coupled receptor signaling pathway. NCBI's taxonomy places the organism in Eukaryota, Metazoa, Chordata, Actinopteri, Cypriniformes, Catostomidae. The record is from RefSeq and is a predicted model, not a curated record.
CGGAUUGAGGAAGAGGUGCAGAAUAUUUGACCAUUUUCAGGUGUGGAGGAGACCUCACCAUAAGCAGCAAAAAUGCCAGUCAUAAAUGUAGACGAUCUGACAGACCUGGAUAAAGCUAAAAUGGAAGUAACCCAGCUCAAAGUUGAGGUGAAGCUUGAAAGGGCGAAGGUGUCCAAAUGCUGUGAAGAGAUUACGGAGUACAUUCAGGGUGGUGCAGAUGAGGAUCCUUUGGUCAAAGGUAUUCCAGAGGAGAAGAACCCAUUCAAGGAGAAAGGUGGAUGUGUCAUUUGCUAAUGUGGACAGAGGAACCUCCAACUUUUACAGUUUAGUGUUCUUUGCUGUCCAUGGACACCUGCUAAAAUUUAAUCAUAUUUGGAUAUCCUCUCUGCAGCCUGACAAAGGGGACAAUCAAUCACAAACAUGGAUAGAUGUUGAAAUAACUCUAAAAGGCUUUUUCGACCUUGUAAAUGAGUCCCCCGGAUCUGGACCCUCUUACAUAUUGUUGUGAAUCCCUCUUUCAAAGGUGUUGUAAUAAAUCAGACAAUCAUUGUGCACUGAUCAUCAGAGCCUUGCUUGAUUAACUAGGCCUAAUUGGCAGCCAGCCCAAGAGUUUCAUCUGUGUGACAAUAGCCUACUGAGGAGAAAUGAAAUGUCUGAGCUUGUAAUGAAUGUGAUAAAUCAAUGCUUAACCAAUGGAAUAUUAUUAGCUAUUCAAUAAAACAUGGCAAUGGGCCACUACAUUUUC